Messenger RNA from Anoplopoma fimbria (sablefish), 3369 nucleotides. It is a transcript of the gene lamc2, whose product is annotated as laminin, gamma 2. The transcript is spliced from 21 exons. The record is from RefSeq and is a predicted model, not a curated record. Gene Ontology annotation, molecular function: extracellular matrix structural constituent. Bases 1 to 3366 code for a protein of 1121 amino acids. NCBI's taxonomy places the organism in Eukaryota, Metazoa, Chordata, Actinopteri, Perciformes, Anoplopomatidae.
AUGAGGAGCAGCUGGAGUUCACUCGCCAUCGUUCUUUUUCUGGCUGCACUUUGUGCCGUCCAGGCCACCUACCAACACUACUCGCGUUGCGACUGUAAUGGGAGGUCUCGGUACUGCCUCCGGGAUGCCCAGGGCCUUCACUGCGUCGACUGUCAGGGAAACACUGUGGGCCGCCACUGCGAACGCUGCAAGGACGGCUUCCACCUGCUGGGGGCAGCACUGAGCUGCACGCCCUGCCGCUGCAACUCCACAGGUUCCAUCAGCGCCACAUGUGACAGCAGGGGGCGCUGCAACUGUAAAGACGGCGUCACCGGAGAUAAAUGUAACCGCUGCCCGGGCGGACCGAUCGGGCCAAACGGCUGCUCGCAAAGUCGUAAGCCCAGAGAGGAUUCUGGGAGUCGGAUCUGUUUCUGUUACGGUCACAGCAGCAGAUGUUCUGCACAGUCCAGUUACUCCGUUCACAGCAUCACCUCCACCUUCGCCGAUGGUCCAGAGGGCUGGAGGGCGGCGACGGCGCAGGGCGUCACCCCCAAAGACGUCCACUUCCGCUGGUCACCUAAACACCAGGACCUGGAGGUGAUCUCCAAAAACAGCCUGCCCGUCUACCUGUUCGCCCCAGCUCCUUACCUGGGGAAUCAGUUGCUGAGUUACGGUCAGAACUUUUCCUUCUCCUUGCGUCUGGACCGCGGCGUCCGACACCCGUCCACCAACGACGUGGUUCUGGAAGGAGCCGGCCUCCGAGUGGCCGCCUCGCUGGGCGACCUGCGAUCCAUCGUCCCCUGUGGACAGAAAAUAAACUACAGUUUCAGGCUGGAUGAGCAGCCCGGCAGCCGGUGGAGGCCUCAGCUCUCGCCCUCGCAGUUCCAGACGCUCCUCCAGAACCUCACCGCCGUCAAGGUCCGGGCAACAUUUGGAGAAAAUGGACGUGGAUAUCUCGCCAACGUGCGGCUGGUGACUGCGCGGCGUGCCGAUGGCGCCCCCGCCCGGUGGGUCCAGACCUGCAGCUGCCCGCCAGGUUACGAUGGCGAGUUCUGCGAGCGAUGCUCGGCUGGCUUCAGACGCAAGAGCCCGGCGGACGGGGCCUUCAGCCCCUGUGAGCCCUGCAGCUGCAGAGGAGGCAGCUGUGACCCGCAGACGGGAGACUGCUACUCCGCCGACGAGACGCCCUGCUCCGAGGGCUCCUACCGAGACCCCUGGCAGCCUGGAACCUGUGUGAAGUGUCCCUGUCUGGACGGAGUGUCCUGCUCACUGCCUGCCGGGUCACUGACGCCCCAAUGUGACCCCUGUCCAACCGGAAGCACAGGUCCUCGCUGUGACGUCUGUCAGGAGGGUUUUUACCGCGGCCCUCCUCGUGGCGACGUCGUGCAGCAAACCUGCAGGCCCUGCCGGUGCAACGGACACAUCGACGUCAGCGUGGCGAGAAGCUGCGAUCGCAUCACCGGCGAAUGUCUGAAGUGUCUGAACAACACGACGGGGCCGCGCUGCGAGGCCUGUGUGCCGGGUUUCUACCACGGCCGAGCCACCGACGCCUGCAAACCGUGUGACUGCGACCUUCAGGGCUCUGAGUCCAGACAGUGUGACGAUUCGGGUCUCUGUCGGUGCAGACCGGGCUUCGAGGGUCUGAGGUGCCAGAGGUCCAACUGUCCCGCCUGUUUCAGCUCCAUCAAGACCAAGAUGGAGGCGUACGAGAUCAAACUGAAGGAGCUAGAGAUUCUGAUCUCAGCCGGUCCCAAACAACCCGGCAGGAAUCAGAUGGAGGCUGCUCUGAGGACCAUGGAGAAGAUGGUGAUCGACCUGCAGUACAAUACAGAGCUGCUGGAAGGACAGGAGAAGAGCCUGCAGGGCCGCCUGUCGUCCAUCAGCAGGAGUCAGCUGGACGAGGGCCGGAUCCUCCAGAACAUCGCCGACACGGCGGACGACGUCAAACAACAACAGAAGACCUACAGGACGAAGGUGGAGGCGGUUCGGAGUCUGAUGGUGGAGAUGAAACGCAACCUGGACGAGGCCAAAGACGACCUCAGAUCAGCUGAGAUUCCUCAAGGAGACGCUCCGCUGGAUUCCAACCCCUUCUCUUCUCUGGUGCCGACGGCCAUCAGUCUGGCUGAUAAACAUCAGACGACAGCGGACGCUGUGCAGCAAACCACCAACGAAGCUCUGAGUGACUCGAAGAAGAGUCUGGCUCUGGUCCGGACCCUCAUGAACAAAGAGAACAAAGUCAAGAUGCUGAUCGGAGAUCUGAAAACCAUGUACGAUAAGACUUCGGCCCAGGUGAAGGGUUUGGAGAAGCAGGCGACCCAGCUGAGCAGCGAGGCCCAAAACGAGAGCACCAUGGCGGACGACAUGCUCAAAAACAUCGUCAACCUGGAACGAACAAUCCCGUCGUCCAUGAAGGGGCAGGUGGACGAUAUGGUUUCCAGGUUGGAUGACGUGAAGCAGACGAUGGACGAGGACAUCUCAGACUUGGAGGUGCUGCAGGACGGCGUGCUGCGAGACAAGGCCACCACCGAGGACCUGCUGGCCAAGGGCAAGGCCGCCAAGCAGGAGUUCGACGACCUCGUGGACAGAGUCGACGUCGCCAAGGCCAUCACAGACGGCGCUCUGCAACGCAUCAACAGCAACACCAACGAGCUGGACGACGCCCUGAACACGCUGGGAGGGUUCGACCAGCAGAUCAACAGGGGCAAAGCUCUGGCUGAUGAAGCCAUAAAGCGACUGCCCGGCAUCAACGCCACCAUCCAGAAGGCCGUCGGCAGCAACGCAAAGACGGUUGCUGUCCUGGGAGACGUGUCUGAAGACUACAACAAGGCGCAGGGAACCAUCGGCGAGCUGGUGGACCUGGUCAACAGUCUGGAGGGGACAAUUAGAUCUUUGCCUUCUUCUGCUGUUCUGGUGAAUGAAGCCACCAAACAGAACAAGGACUCGAAGGAUCUGAAGACUAAGGCGUCCGGUCUGGCUGGAGACCUGGUCUCGGAGCUGGACGCCGGCAGGAUACUGGAGGACAACGCCGCGGAGGCUUCCGUUGGAGCCACUGGAGCUUUCAACAACGCCGUACUGACCAGAGACGCUGUGGGAGAAACCCUGAGAGACAUCAGCCGCCUGCUGGCCAAAAUGAACCAGACUGGUGCUGUGGACGACACGCAGCUGAAGCAGCUGGAGGCCUCUGUGGCCGGCGCUCAGAGGGACGUGGAGGACAGUCUGAAGCCUCGGCUGAGGGACAUGGAGGAUCAGGAGGCCGCCUAUCGCCGCCGACUGACCGCCAUCAACCUGGACAUCGCCAACAUCCUGAAAGACAUCGACAACCUGAAGGAAAUCAAGAAGACGAUCCCACGUCAUUGCUUGAACAUGCCUCCAUUAGAGCAGCCCUGAGGA